Cantharellus anzutake is the source of this 476-nucleotide messenger RNA. RefSeq lists its product as uncharacterized. The record is from RefSeq and is a predicted model, not a curated record. The transcript has a single exon. The annotation marks the transcript as partial. NCBI's taxonomy places the organism in Eukaryota, Fungi, Basidiomycota, Agaricomycetes, Cantharellales, Hydnaceae.
CUGCUGUAACCAGGCUCGGCCCUGGAAGAAACAUGGAGUAGACAUGAGGGGGUAACGGCGCCGGAACACUAAUGACUGGCGGGGGCGCGCAAUGCGGGCAGUAGGGGUAAUGAGGGUACAUGGGCAACACUGCACGCGGCAGGACGGUUCCCACUUGGCUCCCUGUCCUAAACUGGGUGAGCUGGGGUGGGACAACCAGCGCCCGUCGUGUCGCCCCACCGCCCCGCAUCCUCCCAUCUCCCCUGACUGCCAAGGGAGGCGCACCCCCCAUGUACCUCGGGUGUUCUGGUCCCCAGAUACGACCUUCAGAUCUUGGUCGAGGCUUCAGUGCAUGUGCCACCAAUAGACCCGGGAGGAAACAUAUCAGGGCGUAUUGAACGGCUUCGCAAUUGUUUGAUGGACUACUUACCUGCUGCUGGGGGGGUCGACUCGUUCCCUCACUGCGAUCGUGGUGGCGAUACACGGUUUGGAAGGGA